This is a messenger RNA of Zeugodacus cucurbitae (melon fly), 2741 nucleotides long. It is a transcript of the gene RhoGAP16F, whose product is annotated as rho GTPase-activating protein 15. Bases 855 to 2399 code for a protein of 514 amino acids. NCBI's taxonomy places the organism in Eukaryota, Metazoa, Arthropoda, Insecta, Diptera, Tephritidae. Gene Ontology annotation, biological process: signal transduction; regulation of GTPase activity. The record is from RefSeq and is a predicted model, not a curated record. The transcript is spliced from 6 exons. Gene Ontology annotation, cellular component: cytoplasm.
GUUUAAAAAAAUAGUAUAAUAUGCAUUGCUUUAGCUAUACUCUCUUUCAAUUGAAAAAAGAGCUUGGAAAAAAUAGCGCCUAUAUGUUGAUAUAGUGCGGCCUCUCCGACGUCGCUUACGGCAGCGGUAUAGAGGUAAGCGUCGCUCACCAUUGGCAAAUAGAUAAGAUUACACUGCCUUAAAUGCGAUUCUUUUCAUGCAAUUUGAGUUUCCUGAGUUACCAAAAACAGUAAUUAGGUGCUCUUGGAGCAUUGAGCGUCAUCAACGCGGUCGAAUCAAUCGUAUACUAUUGUUUAAACUAUCUACAAGCGCUUGUCUCUGACGUCGUCCGGCGCGGUGGUGCAGGCGAAAUCACAACAUACAUAUAUACGUAGUUUGUGCCUGAAUAAGUUGUAAAGAAUUGACGACUUAAUCCGAAAAGAAAUACAAAUAUAUAUUUUUGCCGGCGGGAUACUGUAAACGAAAGCGUUGUGUGCAGUGACUCGCGUUGAAUUGAAUUACAAUUAGUUGUUUGCUAAUAAAAAUACAAUAAUACAAACACACAGUUAAAUAAACAAAAUACUUCAAGUGAAUGCAUAUAAGUAUACAAACUUAUUACUGUUAUCUGAAUACUUACGCUCCCGUAUGCGGUUACACCGCUCAGCGCUCCAUCUAAAUAGUUUUUUUAAGCACAUGCAAAAACGCCAAGUGUGAUAAACGAUAUCGGUUCUGAAUUACGUCUUCGAGUCAGAAAAGUAAAUAUCCACCACAUAUACCAUAUAAUAAUACAAACAUACAUAUGAGUACAUAUAGAACGUGCAGUUUGCAAGCAUAUGUGAUUUCUUAAACUCUUUCUCCUCCUCUUCUGCGCCUUCAUGCUGUACAAUAUGCAAACGAGCAGCAGCAGCAAUAGCAGUCACAGCUGCCAUAGUCGCAAUCGCCACAAUGUAGCACCAACCACGCCAGUCACUCCUGGUACGCCCGAUUCAGCGGGCAUAUUAAUCGGCGCUGCGGGUCAGGCGGUUUAUGAGAAACGCAACAAAACGAUUCUACACUAUUUUCGCGACCGUACUCCGAGUCAUACCCGCGCACUGCAACAACAACAACACUAUAACCACAAUCCCGAACAGCAGUUUCGCCAGCGACAAGAAGCCGUCAUUUAUUUAAAAGAGCCACGUUCCAUUAACAAGCUGGCGCUACUAAAAAGUUCGAGCACUCGCGAUUUGUCGCGCCUGACGGUUGAGGAAAAACCCGUAGAAAUUAAUGUAACGCGUUCUACAGUGCAUUUCGAUAGCUCCACAAAUAGUAGUAAAUCCUCAAGUGAAUCGCCGGUGGCGCGGCGACAUGGACAGCGCAAUCAAGAACAUGCCUACUGUGAGGGGUAUUGUGCGCGACGUAUCACAGAAUUGGAACAACGCGUUACUCUAUUGGAGCAGCAAGUGUUGGCUGAGCGCACAUUUGCAGAGAAACUGUCCACGCGCAUGCAAGAGCUGGUACGUCGGGUAGAAGACCUGAGUCCGUUCAAGCCAACCGAUAAACGAAAACUCACCAGUUUUCGUAAGAAAGGCCCCCAGGCAAAUGCAAAUGCGCAAGCGCCUGCCGCGGUCCAACCUUUAAAGUUAGGGUCGUGGAUAAAUUUUUCCAAUUGGUUCAAGCAACGUCCCAGUAUUGCAACUUUAAAGGAACAAAAUAUCUACAAUGAUGAACCCUGUUUCGACACGUAUAUCGAAGUGGUUCAGAAGCAUGAGAUCCAUAAAACCGUGCCGAAAAUCGUUGUGGAAUGCUGCGUUUUAAUAGAGAAACAUUACCGCGAGGCUUUGGAACCCAUCGAAGGCAUAUAUCGCCAGUGCGGGGAUUAUAAUAAAAUCCAAACUUUGCGCUUUCGCAUUGAUGCAAACGAUUAUGAGUCAUUGCGUCAAUCGAAUGUAGACAUUUUCACAUUGACUGGUGUGCUUAAAUUAUUUCUGCGCGAAAUAAAAAGUCCACUAGUGAGCGCGAAUGAGGCGAAAACAUUUAUUGGUAAACCGAAUCAGUGGCUACUGACAGAUUUAACAACGAAAAUCGAGAUUUUGAAAAAACUGGUACGCACAUUGCCGGAAGUCAAUCGUGAUACAAUGAAUUACCUUUUUGCACAUUUUAAUAAGAUGACGAAAGUGCCUUUACAACAAAUCAGUGCCGAUACACUUGCCAUAUCGAUAACACCAACCAUUUUCCAUCCGCUGCAGAAGGGCGCAAAUACACCGGACUUGCAGGAGAUAAUUAAGGAGGGCCAAUUACUAGCCGAUUGCGUGAAAAUAAUGAUCGAAUAUCAUAGUCGUAUAUUCGAAUACCCGGUGGAGAGGCGACACAAACGUAUCAGUGUGCGGCGUCUACGGAAAACACUAUCACAACCGGAUUUGAUUUUUCAAAAUUUCUUUUAGACAAACUUGUGGUCCAUAUAGCGUACAGUAUUUCAUAAUUUUGUCACCCACCUUAAUAUUCACACUCAUUCUUCCUGUAAACGCAAACGAUGUUGCGUUAGGAAUGCCACAUCAAAUAUAGCCUCCUGCUGCAGCAAUUCAUGCACUUCGUAUUUCAUAGACUCCUCAUAGGCGUACAGAAUGCUCGUAUCAUAGAGCAUCAUUUUACAGUGCGCCAAAGCUAGAAUGCAAUUUCGAAGACGUGCAAUCACUUCACGGUCUGCACGCGGUAUUACUUCACUCAAAUUCUGUGCAUAGCCACCGUCACCGCCAUCAGCUUCAUUAUUCACAGUCGGUGAUAUC